GGAGAAGUGGACUGAGAAAGAGGAGAAACUGAGGAAGAAGGUGAGGCGGGUUCUGAAGUGCGACGUGACCAAAGCCAACCCCGUGGAACCCGCGUCCCUGCCUCCUGCCGACGGCAUCGUCUCCACCUUCUGCUUGGAGGCCGCCUGCGAGGACCUGCCCACCUUCUGCAGUGCCCUGAGAAACGUCGGCAGCCUCGUGAAGCCGGGGGGGCACCUGGUGAUGCUCAUGGCCCUCGGGGAAACCUUCUACACCUUCAACAAGCAGGUUUUCUUGUGCCUCCGCCUGGAGAGAGCCGACGUGGAGGAGGCUGUGAAGGGCGCUGGCUUCGACGUGAAGUUCUGCGAGGUCCGGCCGCAGCUGACCGACGACAUCCGCGCGGACUGCGACGCCGUGCUGAGCCUCGUGGCACGCAGGCGUGCCUCCGCCACCAGAUAG
Messenger RNA from Tauraco erythrolophus (red-crested turaco), 436 nucleotides. The record is from RefSeq and is a predicted model, not a curated record. NCBI's taxonomy places the organism in Eukaryota, Metazoa, Chordata, Aves, Musophagiformes, Musophagidae.